Molecule: messenger RNA, 837 nt
Organism: Harpegnathos saltator (Jerdon's jumping ant)
Lineage: Eukaryota; Metazoa; Arthropoda; Insecta; Hymenoptera; Formicidae
Product: basic salivary proline-rich protein 4-like
Exons: 1
Coding region: 1-837 (278 amino acids)
Source: RefSeq, a predicted model, not a curated record
AUGGAGCUCGACAAUUACAUCGACGAAUUGGCCGAACUUCUACUUAAGAACGACGACGACGCCGCAGCAGUCUGGCGACGGGUCACCGAGACCGCGGAAAAGGGAGGCACGCCGGGCCCAGGAGAACCCGCUGCGGAGAAGACCGAACGCCGCACCGAGGUUCCGAGAGGACCGCCGCCGACGCUCCAAGCACCCGAGGCAGCUCCGCCAGCGGUCAUACAAGUCUCUGCUACCGAACCGCCACCGCUGGCACCAUUAACACCGAAGGCCGGUCCUAGCCGCAGGGGCGAACCCGAGGAACCGACCGCCCGGAGAAAGGGGGACUGGCGGGUACUAACGCCGCCAAAACUAGGACGCCGAAUCGGCCGCCCGAGGAAAGGGCCCCAGAUUCGCCCUGCGCCACCCGUGCUCGUCAACGUGGCACAGAGGCACGAGAUCAGGGCCCAGAGCGGAACACCCACUCCCGUCGCCGCCUCCACCAGGGAGCCCACGGCCGUUGAUCGGACCAUCACGGUCAUCACACUCGAUGAGCAGGGAGAUGAUCCCCCGACGGCCCCAGCGCCACCACCUCGCAACAUGUCGCUGCUGACUAAGGACGACCCUGGGACUCCAAACAGCAUCCAGCCAGGGCCGGUAAUCCGGAGCAACGUGUCGUUCGGGGGCAACAUCCGACUCGUCCGAGACACCCCGCCACCGCAAGCUAGGGUACGACCCAUCAUCCAGCCGCCAUCCAGGGCCUCGCACUACCUCCGCCGAUGCCCAUUCUACUUCCAACCGGAGAAUAUGGUACGUGCCAUAUUUCUCCGUAAAAAUUUCACGGAAGUCUGCGGACACUAA